AUGGGUACCCCUGAGGCAGAUCUUCCGAUGCUUGCUCCUGCACCGAUCAUUGUCAAUGUGGAUUCUCUCCACAAGCACCUUGACACCUUCGUCGCAGAAUUGAAGAAAGCGAGCGAUGCACACGGGGAGUGGGACCGCUCUGUCGCUGUUUCCGACAAUCAGAAGGGGGAUAAGACUAUCUCGCCAGAUGUGCACGACGAGGUGUUGCCUCGCUUCACGGACUUCUUCAAGACCUGGACGACCUUCUGCAAAGUGUCAGAGUCCAAGGACAAGGUCUCCAGCCCGCAGGUAUCCAUGGAAAUUCUUCUCCCCCACCUGUACACGAUCUUCUCUGCAAACUACAGAGCGCCCACAUCGUUCACUGACUUGGAACCAUGGACCGCUCGUUGCAGGCACUUGGCUCAAGCUCUCACCGAGACGACGCUCAGAAAAGGGUCCCGGGCAACCGUCGUCAAGAGAUACAGCACUGGGGUGGCGAAAUCGCUCAUGACCAAAAGCGAGGCAUGGAGUAGCCUGAGAGACAUGGCGUACGGUCUUGACGGACUGACAGUGGAUGCUCUCAAGAAAGGGUUCGCGGCACAGAAGUAUCGCGCGUACCUCGGGGAAAAGUUGCAGGACGCCUACAAUGCCGCGUAUGAUCUUUCAUCCAAGAUCGACGAGGGGGUUGUCCUUUCUCGGCUCUUCGAUGAGGGCAGGAAGGCUUACAGGACCAUGCUGGACUUGCUCUACGCCGUCGCCAUCGCUGCUCCCGACCCCGCUCCCGAUCCCAAUCCCGGCGUGCGUAUGACUGAUGAGGAGGAGAAGUACCGCGUAUUCCUGCAUGAGAGGAUUGGAGAGAAGGAGAUAGGUGAUGAUACUGAAUGGGGGGAGGAGCUCAGUGAUGAUGAAUCUUAUGACAAGGUCGGUGUCGAGUGGGAGUAUGAUGAGGCCUGA
Dioszegia hungarica is the source of this 933-nucleotide messenger RNA. RefSeq lists its product as uncharacterized. The transcript has a single exon. NCBI's taxonomy places the organism in Eukaryota, Fungi, Basidiomycota, Tremellomycetes, Tremellales, Bulleribasidiaceae. Bases 1 to 933 code for a protein of 310 amino acids. The record is from RefSeq and is a predicted model, not a curated record.